Messenger RNA from Plenodomus lingam JN3, 870 nucleotides. RefSeq lists its product as uncharacterized. Gene Ontology annotation, cellular component: Rad51B-Rad51C-Rad51D-XRCC2 complex; replication fork; centrosome. Gene Ontology annotation, biological process: double-strand break repair via homologous recombination; DNA strand invasion. The record is from RefSeq and is a predicted model, not a curated record. Gene Ontology annotation, molecular function: four-way junction DNA binding. NCBI's taxonomy places the organism in Eukaryota, Fungi, Ascomycota, Dothideomycetes, Pleosporales, Leptosphaeriaceae.
AUGCCAAGCUCAAGCAUCCUAGUUCUCGAAUUGAUUUCUCCUCCAUUAGCUCACCACUCUUCUGGUGCAGGCAAAACCUCACUGCUUUAUCUCAUCAUCGCCCAGGCCAUUCUGCCAGGGUCUAUCUUCUCAUCCAUAGCGACUGGAGGCCAGAGCGCCGCGGUGAUACUAUUCGACCCGCUACAUCACUUUAGUGUGCUUCGUCUCGCCAGUGUCAUACUGAACUUACUCAAAUCCCGUCUCUCGGCAGCAAGAGUAACAAUCGACGAGAGCAUCAGAGCCGAGCUCCAGGAAGUACUAGAAAGAAGCUUGCUCCACCUGCACAUCUUUCGACCCCAAUCAUGGACAUCUCUCAUCGUAACACUGCGCUCACUCUCAAAAUACCUGUUCGAUCAUUCGCGACAUGAGAGUAUGCAUCGACGCAUUCACUCCAUCAUAUUAGAGGAUAUCGAUGCUUUUGUCGGGGCGAUCCGCAAUCCACCUUCAGGUUCAUCGAGGGGUUCAAAUCCAAAUCCGCUUUCUACAGCUUCCACUCAAUUGACCACACAACUUCAGAGAUUAUCGAUACUGUUUUCGUGUUGCACGAUUCUGACAUCGCACUCUGUUUCGGCGUCGGUUUUCAGACCUGCCUUGCCUAUCUCAUGGCCCCUUGGAACCUCCGUCACGCGUCUUGCACUGCGGCGUCUGGAAGUCAUCAAGUUUGCGCCGGCGAUCAGUUUGGAGGAGGCAGAAGUGGAAAGGCAGCAGCGAUGGCAGGUUGUUAGCAAAGGACGUUUUGAAUGCUGGAAGGUUGGUGCAAGAGUCAGAGGGGAAGAGGGAUUCAUGUUCAAGGUGGGCUUGGGUGUGGAGAUAGAAAAGACAGAGUCGUAA